Lepus europaeus (European hare) is the source of this 2624-nucleotide messenger RNA. RefSeq names its product DnaJ heat shock protein family (Hsp40) member A3 (gene DNAJA3). The record is from RefSeq and is a predicted model, not a curated record. Gene Ontology annotation, cellular component: mitochondrion. Lineage: Eukaryota; Metazoa; Chordata; Mammalia; Lagomorpha; Leporidae. The transcript is spliced from 12 exons. Gene Ontology annotation, molecular function: ATP binding; protein kinase binding; heat shock protein binding. The coding region runs from base 35 to 1474 and encodes 479 amino acids. Gene Ontology annotation, biological process: mitochondrion organization; negative regulation of apoptotic process; protein folding.
CCGGGUGGCGCAUGCGCAGUGUCCCCGGGCCAAGAUGGCGGCGCGGUGUACCACACGCUGGUUGCUGGUGGCUGUGGGGUCCCGCCGGCUGCCAGCUGUAGCGGGAACAGGGGCUCGGCCGCCCAGGGAGGGCGUAUUGGAGGCGUCGCUGGGCCGCAAGCUGAGCGUCGUUGCCUUCGCGCCUUCCCUGGGCGCUCGCAGUCCCCGGGCGCAGCUGACAUUGAGACCCGGUGUCAGCCUCACAGGAGCAAAAAGUUACCCUUUUAUUUGUACUGCCUCCUUCCACACGAGUGCCCCUUUGGCCAAAGAAGAUUACUACCAGAUUUUAGGAGUGCCUCGAAAUGCCAGCCAGAAAGAUAUCAAGAAAGCCUACUACCAGCUUGCCAAGAAAUAUCACCCUGACACGAAUAAGGAUGACCCCAAAGCCAAGGAGAAGUUCUCCCAGCUGGCGGAAGCCUAUGAGGUGUUGAGUGACGAGGUGAAGAGGAAGCAGUACGAUGCCUAUGGAUCUGCUGGGUUUGAUCCGGGGGCCAGCAGCUCUGGGCAGAGCUACUGGAGAGGCGGCCCCACUGUUGACCCUGAGGAGCUGUUCAGGAAGAUCUUCGGGGAGUUCUCCUCAUCUUCAUUUGGAGAUUUCCAGGGCGUGUUCGAUCAGCCUCAGGAAUACAUCAUGGAGUUGACAUUCAAUCAGGCGGCCAAGGGCGUCAACAAGGAGUUCACUGUGAACAUCAUGGAUACCUGUGAGCGCUGUGACGGCAAGGGGAACGAGCCCGGCACCAAGGUGCAGCACUGCCAUUACUGCGGCGGCUCCGGCAUGGAAACCAUCAACACGGGUCCUUUUGUGAUGCGCUCCACGUGUCGGAGAUGCAGUGGCCGUGGCUCUAUCAUCACGACUCCCUGUGUGGUCUGCAGGGGAGCGGGACAAGCCAAGCAGAAGAAGCGAGUGGUGAUCCCGGUGCCUGCAGGAGUCGAGGAUGGUCAGACUGUGAGAAUGCCUGUGGGAAAAAGAGAAAUUUUCGUCACGUUCAGGGUGCAGAAGAGCCCUGUGUUCCGGAGGGACGGUGCGGACAUCCACUCGGAUCUCUUCAUUUCUAUAGCUCAGGCCAUUCUGGGGGGAACAGCCAGAGCUCAAGGCCUGUACGAGACAAUCAACGUGACGAUCCCCCCUGGGAUUCAGACAGACCAGAAGAUUCGGCUGAGCGGGAAAGGCAUCCCCAGGAUUAACAGCUAUGGCUACGGAGAUCACUACAUUCAUGUCAAGAUCAGAGUUCCAAAGAGGCUAACGAGCCGGCAGCAGAGCCUGAUCCUGAGCUAUGCUGAGGACGAGACUGACGUGGAGGGGACAGUGAACGGCGUCACCCACACAAGCACUGGUGGCAGCACCACGGAUAGCUCCGCAGGAAGCAAGGCUAGGCCCGAGGCUGGGGAGGACGAGGGAUUCCUUUCCAAACUUAAGAAAAUGUUUACCUCCUGAUAUCCCAGCUGAGGAAAACGGUCUACCGGAAACUAGGCCAGAAACCAGCAACCCCUCCCUGUGGCCAGGGCGCCUUGGAGACAGGAAGAUUCCGGAAAAGCAGCACUGAGCCUCGCCUGCAGAGCCCUCUUGACUGCCUGGCAACAGCAAAAUCAUGUGACAACCAUUUCUCCUCAGAAGGUCAUGGUGGAUGGCCCUUGGGCAGUGAGAUACAACACCAAGGGCUGUAGAGGGCUCAUGUCCACAGGUGGGUGACUCAGCCUCCCUGGCUCAGACAGGGUAAGACACUUAGACACUUCUUGCAGCACUAAACUCUGAUUUGGAAUCCAGUGUGGUGGAGGUCAUAGCUAGAACUAAAGGCCAUGCUUACAGCUUAACAGUGAAGCCUUAAGCUGCACCCUCUCAGCAAACCUGUGGGAGGUUUUGGAACGAGUGCUUCCUGACAGGCUGUCUUCACCAGGAACCUGGGGCCCACACGCACAUCAGCACCUUCCUCCCACUACGGGCUCUGCUGGGUAAAGGUUGCUGCGGUUCCCAGAGGUACAGAGCAGCUGGAAAGUCGGUGUUUGGGGUCUGGGGAGGCACUGAUGAAGGCCAGAGUGUUCCUGGAGGCUCCCUUCCUGACCACGUGUGUGGCGGUCCUUGGGUAGUCCUUCUCCCACCCCACCCCAGGACAGCCACUGGUCCCCGCCUGUUGAGUUCUGUUGUCCUGAACAGGUGUGGUGACUCCUGCCCUUCUGAGCCACCACCACUGUGGCUCUGCCAGACAGACUUCAACCACAGUGGGAAAUCGGUUCUCCCCACUUUCAAACUGUUGACAUCUGUUUUCCAAAGUGUGUUUAAAUUAUUCAGUGCUAAGAAUCACUGUCUUUGCCUGUGUAAAUGUUCAGAAAGGAGCGCAGCGUCUAAGCUGUUGACAUUGAGCUGGAGCGCAAGACCUGUCCCCCAGCCCCUGCUGGGAGCGCGUUGCAGUUUCUGUUUCAGUGUCUUUGAGCUGUUGUAAGGCAGGUUAAUGAAAAACACUUUCUGUAGUUUCCUUUCUGCUUUCCUUUAUGAUUUAAAAAAAUAAAACAUCUAUUAGUGUCUGAUUUAAGAAUGUAAAAUGAUUCUGUAUCCAUGUAAAUAAGAUUAUCUACUGCAAAAAGAUAUU